AUAUAUAUAGACAAAUCGCCAUCUCUCUUAAUACUCUCUCUCUCUCUUUCUCUCUCUCGUCUCUCUCUCUCUCUCUCUCUGUGUUGAAUGCUGAUUUAGGCCCGUACUUGUAGCUCGCCCCUUCAUUGAAACAGAGCAGAGAUUUUGAAAUCAAAAAAUGAAUUGGAGAAAAUAAAAGAAUUGAAAAAAAAAUACGAAUUUUACUCAUUCUUCUAAACGGAUAAGGCUCCAAGAUUGAAGGGAUUUUUGUGUUUUGUUUUGGUUUGGUUUGGUUUUUUAUGGAGAUGGGUUCUUAUUUGAGGGAAAUAGAAGGGAAGUUAUCGAAUGACCCUUUUUUAACAGAGAAGAUUAGCGGCGGCGGAGGCGGCGGCGGGAUGCGGCGGGUUUGGGUUCCGGGACCGGUGAUAGUAGGAGCAGGGCCGUCGGGAUUAGCGGCGGCGGCGUGUUUGAAACAAAGAGGAGUACCGAGUAUGUUACUGGAGAGAUCCAACUGUAUAGCGUCGUUGUGGCAGUUAAAGACGUAUGAUCGGCUACGGUUGCAUCUACCGAAGCAAUUUUGUGAGCUGCCGUUUAUGGGUUUUCCGGGGGAUUUUCCGACGUAUCCUUCUAAGCAACAAUUCGUUAAGUAUUUGGAGGAUUACGCGGAGAGAUUUGAUAUACGGCCCAGAUUUAACGAGAUGGUAGCAGAGGCUGAGUACGAUCGUACCCUUGGGUUUUGGCGCGUGAGGAGCAAGCGCGGUGGUUGUCGUGGUGAUGAGAUGGAGUAUGUUUGCCGGUGGUUGAUCGUCGCUACUGGUGAAAAUGCGGAGGCGGUGGUGCCGGAGUUCGACGGAAUGACGGAAUUUGGUGGCUCGAUUAAACACACGAGUUUGUAUAAAAGCGGCGAGGAGUUUCGAGGUAAAAAGGUUUUGGUCGUUGGCUGUGGAAAUUCUGGGAUGGAAGUUUGUUUGGAUCUUUGUGAACAUAGUGCAAGCCCUUCUCUCGUUGUCAGAGACACCGUGCACGUACUACCACGAGAGAUGCUGGGGAGAUCAACUUUCGGGUUGUCCAUGUGGUUGCUAAAGUGGUUCCCCAUACGUCUGGUCGAUGGGUUCCUGCUAAUGGUGUCGAGGCUGAUGCUUGGAGACACUGCCAGAUUCGGGUUGGACCGGCCCAUUAUGGGCCCACUUCGGCUCAAAAACAUGUCCGGAAAAACUCCAGUAUUGGACGUUGGUACCCUUGCCAAAAUCAAAACGGGACAUAUUAAGAUUCGUCCUAGCAUCAAACGGCUGAAACGUCAAGCUGUGGAAUUUGUUGAUGGAAGAAUAGAAAGAUUUGAUUCCAUUAUAUUGGCUACUGGUUAUAGAAGUAAUGUCCCUUCUUGGCUAAAGGAAGGAGAAAUGUUUGGGAAAAAAGAUGGGUUGCCAAGGAGGCCAUUUCCAAAUGGAUGGAAAGGAGAAAAUGGGCUAUAUGCAGUGGGAUUCACAAAGCGUGGAUUACUCGGCGCAUCAAUGGACGCAAAGAGAAUCGCCGAGGACAUCGAACGGUGUUGGAAAGCUGAGGCUAAGCUUUCUACGCCCACUACGCUAUCUCCACCGUCCACGUAGACGAAUCUGACACUCUACCCUUUCUGAAAAUGCCCAAAAAAAAAAAAAAGUAGGAAAAAGAAAUCGUAAUUCAUUGAAUCGCCGAUUCGAGAUUCAUCGCUCCCUUCUUCGACGAAAGGGAACUUGCGGGGUUUCGACGCUUCUUUGAUUAAGAAAAAGGAUUUGAAUUAAAAAAAAAAAAGCGAAUGAAAUUACCGUUCAGCCCUCGGGAAGGAGGAAGAAACAGAAGAGUUUUUUUUCUCGUGAAGGGCAAAACUGCCACUUUUGAACAAUUUUUUCUCUCUGGUUAGAGAGAGAGAGAGAAAGGGGAUGUUUGGAAACAGGAAUUGCUUGGGAGGUGUUUGGCUUUUGUUAUAGAAUGAUAUUCUAGUGAGACAAAAGAAACGACUUGAAAAAGACGAGGUUUUGGGAAACUCGAACAUAACCGUUAGAUGCACGAGACAAAAAUUGGAAAAAAAAUAUUUACUUUUUAACUAUGUAUUCGUUUCGAGAUUACUUGUUCGAGUGAGAACAGCAAAAUUGUGUUUUUUUUUU
Molecule: messenger RNA, 2120 nt
Organism: Cucurbita moschata (crookneck pumpkin)
Lineage: Eukaryota; Viridiplantae; Streptophyta; Magnoliopsida; Cucurbitales; Cucurbitaceae
Product: indole-3-pyruvate monooxygenase YUCCA6-like
Exons: 4
Coding region: 279-1586 (435 amino acids)
Biological process (GO): auxin biosynthetic process
Molecular function (GO): N,N-dimethylaniline monooxygenase activity; flavin adenine dinucleotide binding; NADP binding
Source: RefSeq, a predicted model, not a curated record